CCUCUUCUCCCCUCCCCAUGUGCCUCCUGGGGGCCGGUGCAGGCACCAGCAGGGCUACUCUGGGCAGCUGGGCAGGCCUCCCCUGGUGGCCGCCUUCUCCUAGGACCCCACAGCAGGCCUGAACGCUUCACUUUCAGGUUUCUUGCAGUACCUUCUUUCUCCGAUCUGCUUCCCCAUCCUGCCACAUUUUGGUCUUCCUGUUUCCCUUCCUGGGCUGGUGGCAGUGAGGGGUUGUACCCAGUGAGUCCCGAGGAGAUGCUCAGUGCUCUGGAUCGCCGGGACCGGCCCCCUGAAGAGGGGGCAGCUGCGGGGCUCCAGGGCUUCGCUGUGGACAAGACCUUCCUCUCCUCCCUCAAAGGCAUCCUGCUGGAAACUGAGCUGGCCCUGGCCUUCAUCAUCUUCAUCUGCUUCACGGCCUCCAUCUCCGCCUACAUGGCUGCGGCGCUGCUUGAGUUCUUCAUUACACUCGCCUUCCUCUUCCUCUACGCCACCCAGUACUACCAGCGCUUCGAUCGGCUGAAUUGGCCCUGUUUGGACUUCCUUCGUUGUGUCAGCGCCAUCAUCAUCUUCCUGGUGGUCUCCAUUGCGGCCGUGACCUCCCGAGAUGGAGCUGCCAUUGCUGCUUUUGUUUUUGGCAUCAUCUUGGUUUCUGUCUUUGCCUACGAUGCCUUCAAGAUCUACCGGACUGAGAUGGUGCCCAGGGCUACGCAGGGGGACCAGCAGUGACCCCAGGGCUACAGCCAGACAAAGGGGACAGUGGAGACACAUCUCUCUUGGAUUCACUAGUCCCCCGGCGCACCAUCUCCCACCCUGGUCUACAGAGAUGGAGCCUGUCCUGAGAAAUCAUGGAGACGUGUCUGUGGGCUUGGUGCUCUGAGACCUGGCUCUUGACGAAGCUGAGCUGGGGAGGAAUAUUUUGGAGGGAGGAAGGGCGGGAAGAAGCUGGCUGUUCUCAAAUUAAAAGAUUCA
Molecule: messenger RNA, 969 nt
Organism: Rhinolophus ferrumequinum (greater horseshoe bat)
Lineage: Eukaryota; Metazoa; Chordata; Mammalia; Chiroptera; Rhinolophidae
Gene: CMTM5
Product: CKLF like MARVEL transmembrane domain containing 5
Exons: 5
Coding region: 256-726 (156 amino acids)
Cellular component (GO): membrane
Source: RefSeq, a predicted model, not a curated record